AGUUCGUAAAUGGCGACGUCUUGAUUGCGGGCAACAGUGCUCGGCCAAAAAAGAUUGUAAACAAGUGUAAAAACUGAAAAAAAUUGUUAUGACGUCCCGUCAAUGAAGCUCUAGUGAAAAACGGCCGCGAUGGGGACGCAAAAGCCGGGGGAGUGGGCGAAUGCGCUCAUCGCGCGAUUCGAGGAUCAGCUGCCUUGUCGGACUGGUCAUCAAACUACACACUCCCGGCUGAAUGAGGAGAAGAACAAGAAAUGUUUGAUAAAAAUUUCUCGAUAUCGUUUCUCCCUAGUGAUAUCUGGCCUUACAAAGAUGCUGCAACGCGUCAACGAAAUGGUACCAUCGACAGGAGGACAACGCUCUUUCAAUGCUACAGACCAAGAACGAAAUUGCUACGAAUCGAUUAUUAUAGUAUUAGAUACUCUAGAGCGAUGCCUCGCUAAUCAACCUAAAGACACUACAAAAUAUGACGAGGCUAUGAACGUUAAGAAAACACUUAAGGAAAUUUGCCAGUUUAUCGAUAUUCCAAACGACAGUCCUCAAAAUGCUCAUUUAAAAAAUCUGGCAAGUAAAGUUCUUUUUGCUCUGAGCUUAAAUUUUUUUAACGCUGUCUUUAACAGAAUAUCUGCUCGACUUCAAGAACUUUCCGUUAGCAAUGAAGAGAAUCCUGAUUACAGUGACAUCGAACUUAUCCAACAUAUUAACGUCGACGUUCAUAGGCUUGCAAAACUUUUAAAUGAAGCAAUACAAAAAUUCCGACAACUGAAGAAAUCUGCAUACUUAGUGCUGAUGAAUUCCUUGGAGAAGGCAGUGUGGAAUUGGAUGGACACCUAUCCCCAUGAAUUUGCAGAUUUGCAGAAGCGACCGAACGAAGAAUUGGGAAAGGCUUGCGGUGAAUUGUUCGAUGUACUGGAUUCGUUUGUGGAUAAUAAAAAGGGACGAACGGCUGCCGUCUGGCCUCUCCAGAUAAUGCUGUUGAUACUGUCGCCGAAAGUAUUGGAGGAAAUUGUGAAUGCCGACACGGGUGCACCAUGCUCGCCGAAGCACUCGAAAAAGAAAUCCUUCAUUGACAGCGUGAAAAAGGGACUGGUGAUGCACGGAGGUUCGAACAGACAAAUCGUGGAAGCUGCCGCUGUCACCUGCGUUAAAUUAUGCAAGGCCUCUACUUACAUUAGCAAUUGUGACUCGAAUAACGUCAUGUUUACCCUCGUGCAACACGUGAUGAGCGACUUAACUUCACUUCUCUUCAAUCCAAGCAAGCCUUUCUCAAGAGGACAGAGCUGCAUGGCUCAAGACAUCGAUUUGAUGAUAGACUGUUUCGUCAGUUGCUUUCGCAUUAAACCCCACAACAACGAAGUACUUAGAGUCUGUUUGAACCUUAACUCACCCUCGACCUAUCAAUAUGUUCUAGUCAGUUCGUUAUACAAAAUCGUUACUCAACCGAGAUUACCAUGGUGGCCUCAAAUCGAUUUGGUUUACUCUCGCAGUGCCGAAUUGAGAAAUAUGUUCACUGAUGCUUUGAAUAAAGUUACACAAAAUUACAUAUCGCACACGCCGCUACGAAUGAUACAAAGUUUAACCCUCAAAGGCAAAGAACAAAACAAAUAUAGGGAUAGAGGAGAAGAAGUUUCCAGUUACAGGAAUCUUCUGUUUUGGAUGGUGCGCUUAAUACACGCCGAUCCGAUGUUGAUGUUAAAUAAUCAAGGCAAAGCCGGUCAUGAAAUACAGAGUUCGACAUUAGAACUGAUAAAUGGUUUGGUGUCUCUGGUGCAUCAACCGACGAUGCCGGAUAUUGCUCACGAAGCCAUGGAAGCGCUACUAGUUUUACACCAUCCUGACAAAAUAAAGGCCUGGAAUCCAGAGGCUCCUAUCAAUACAUUCUGGGACGUUAGUUCUCAGGUGUUAUUUUCCAUCUCGCAAAAAUUGACUCAACAUCAGAUUGUUAAUUACACCGAUAUUCUAAAAUGGCUGAGAGAAGUUCUCAUAUGCCGAAAUGGAUUUCUCUCGCAAAAUAAAGAUUACGCAAAUAUCGGCAGCCAAAUAGCUAUUUGCAAACAAGCGCAUAUUAAACUUGAGGUUGUUUUAUUUAUGUACCUGUGGAGUACCGACAUGGAAGCUGUUUUAGUAGCAAUGUCUUGUUUUGCUCUUUUAUGCGAAGAGGCAGAAAUUCGUUGUGGAAGUGACGAAGUUGCAGUGACAUGUCUUUUACCGAAUUAUCAUUUAUAUGUUGAACUGGCUCAAGCCUCCACUAUUUUAACAACUGCCAGCGGAGAAAGUAGGAUGUACUAUCAUGAACAUAAUCAUGGUCGUGCAGCUCUUCAAAAAAGGAUUAUGGCCCUCUUAAGAAAAAUAGAACACUGCGUCAAUGGCGUUCAACCGGCAUGGGAAGAAACUUUUCGCAAUUGGGAACAGACCUCCAGACAACUGUCCAAUUAUCCAAAGACAAAAACCGAGGAUGGCCAAGUUGAGUCGUUCCAUCGAAGUACAGGCAAGCGAAGAGCUUCUCAUCAAAAUUCAGAACAUGAAUUGGAAGAGCAAAUCAACGAAUGGGCCAAUAUGACGGGAUUUCUCUGCGCUUUAGGUGGCGUUUGUCUUCAAAGAAGGUCGCCAAACAGACCUUUGUCGGGAAUGCCCCCGAAUCCAGAACCAAAGAGAAGUUCGGCGAAACUUCAGGAUUCAGUUUCAUGUCUAACAAAUCCCAGCCAGGAAGUUCAGUACUGCCCAGUUACUCAAUUUGUCUUCAAUCUUUUGCGUCUCUUGAUUUGUAACAACGAAAAGUUUGGGGGUCAAAUUCAGAAGCACGUGAAGGAAUUAGUGGGUCACGAAAUGAGUCCGGCUCUCUAUCCAAUUCUCUUUGAUCAAAUCAAAAGUAUUGUGGAAAAAUUUUUCGAUCAACAGGGCCAAGUUAUUGUCACCGAUGUGAAUACUCAAUUUAUCGAGCACACGAUAUUUAUUAUGAAAAAUGUUUUGGACUCGAAAACCGAUCAGCCGUCUGAGUAUCUCGGGAUGACGAGCAUCGAGGGAAUGAUGCUCGCUAUUGUGAGAUACGUUCGACAUUUGGACACGAAUGUUCAUAUCAAGACGAAACUUUGUCAACUCGUCGAAGUCAUGAUGAAAAGACGAGACGAUUUGGCCUUUCGACAGGAAAUGAAAUUUCGAAAUAAACUCGUCGAGUAUCUUACCGACUGGAUUUUGGGAACUACACAUCAAAUUGCUCCUUCUGCCGGCGGAGAUGUUUCAAUUAUCAAUAGUUCGAGCUUUCGAGAUCUGGACCAGGCUUGCAUGGAAGCUGUUGGAGCUUUACUGAGAGGAUUACCCCUUCAACCGGAAGAAUCUGACAGAGGAGAUCUAAUGGAAGCGAAAUCUCAACUCUUCCUCAAGUACUUUACACUAUUCAUGAAUCUACUGAAUAAUUGCAAUGAUGUAGCUGCCGAGGAGAAGGAAGAAGUCUCCAGACAAAGAAUAACUUCCGGAAAGCUUUCCACUCUGCGCAAUGCAACUAUUCAGGCAAUGAGUAAUCUCUUGAGUGCAAACAUUGAUAGCGGUCUCAUGCAUUCAAUCGUUUUGGGUUACAAUAGAGAUUUGCAAACUCGAGCAGCGUUCAUGGAAGUUUUAACGAAAAUUCUUCAGCAAGGAACGGAAUUCGACACACUCGCGGAAACCGUGUUGGCCGAUAGAUUUGAGCAGUUGGUACAGUUGGUGACAAUGAUAAGCGACAAGGGAGAAUUGCCGAUAGCGAUGGCUCUGGCGAAUGUUGUGACGACCAAUCAGAUGGACGAACUUGCACGGGUUUUCGUUACUCUAUUCGAUGCGAAGCAUCUGCUCUCGCCUCUUCUUUGGAACAUGUUUUAUCGCGAAGUCGAGGUUUCCGAUUGCAUGCAAACUCUAUUUCGGGGCAAUAGUCUUGGCAGUAAAAUCAUGGCAUUUUGCUUCAAAAUCUAUGGCGCCAGCUACCUGCAGAAUCUCUUGGAGCCACUUAUACGACCUUUGUUGAGUGAUCCUGUCACGGGUUUUGAAGUUGACAGCGCGAGAAUUGACGCUAACGAGGACAUCGAGCAAAAUGGAAGGAACCUGAUUGCUUUGACGCAAAAAGUUUUCGAUGCUAUCGUUUCUUCGGCUGAUCGAUUCCCGCCGCAAUUGCGCUCAAUGUGCCACUGUCUCUACCAAGUUUUAAGUAAAAGAUUUCCACAAUGUCCUCAAAAUAAUAUCGGCGCUGUUGGAACAGUUAUAUUUUUACGAUUUAUCAACCCAGCAAUUGUGUCGCCCCAAGAAAUGGGAAUUGUAAAUAAACCAAUGCCACCACAAGUGAAACGAGGCCUUAUGCUUAUGUCAAAAAUCCUACAAAACAUAGCGAAUCAUGUGGAAUUCAGCAAAGAACAGCACAUGUUGCCUUUCAAUGAUUUUCUCCAAGCUCAUUUUGAAAUUGGCAGACGAUUCUUCAUUCAAAUAGCGUCGGACUGCGAAACUGUGGAUCAAGCUAGUCAUCCAAUGUCCUUUGUCUCGGACGCCAACGUCUUGGCUUUACAUCGACUACUCUGGAAUCAUCAAGAGAGAAUUGGCGACUAUCUAAGCAGUAGCAGGGAUCACAAAGCUAUGGGCAGACGGCCGUUUGAUAAAAUGGCCACUUUGCUGGCGUACCUUGGUCCUCCUGAACAUAAACCAGUUGACUCUCACUUACUAUUCUCGUCGUCCUACGCUCGAUGGUCAAGCAUUGAUAUGUCGUCAACAAAUUUUGAGGAAAUAAUGGUGAAACACAAUAUGCACGAAAAAGAAGAAUUUAAAAGUAUCAAGAGUCUGAAUAUUUUCUAUCAAGCGGGAACGAGUAAACAAGGAUACCCUGUUUUUUAUUACAUUGCAAGACGUUACAAGAUCGGCGAAACUAAUGGAGAUCUUUUGAUAUAUCAUGUGAUUCUGACUUUGAAGCCAUUUUGCCAUUCGCCAUUUGAAUUGGUUGUUGACUUUACACACACUUGUUCCGACAAUCGUUUUAGAACUGAAUUCCUGCAAAAAUGGUUUUACGUUUUGCCGGAAGUUGCUUAUGAAAAUAUUCACGCCUCGUAUAUUUAUAAUUGCAACAGUUGGGUGAGGGAGUACACGAAGUUUCACGACAGAAUCUUGGCACCCUUGAAAGGAAAUCGAAAAGUCAUUUUCGUCGACGGUCCGGGAAGACUCAACGAUCUCAUUGAUCCGGAACAACAAAAAUUACCUGGAGCAACACUUUCGCUCGAUGAAGAUCUUAAAGUUUUCACAAGUGCGCUCAAACUGUCUCAUAAAGAUACCAAAGUCUCUAUAAAGGUGGGGCCGACAGCAAUUCAAAUAACUUCGGCAGAGAAAUGUAAAGUCCUUUCGCACUCAGUCUUAUUGAAUGAUGUGUAUUACGCUUCGGAAAUCGAGGAAGUUUGUCUGGUUGAUGAUAAUCAGUUCACUCUCACGAUUUCAAAUGAAGCCGGUCCAUUGUCUUUUAUUCAUAACGACUGCGACAGUAUUGUGCAGGCAAUAAUUCAUAUCAGAAAUCGUUGGGAACUUUCUCAGCCGGAUUCAAUGUCGGUUCAUCCGAAAAUUCGACCCAAAGACGUGCCAGGAACAUUACUGAACAUGGCCCUCUUAAAUCUGGGCAGUUCGGACCCCAAUCUGCGGACCGCUGCAUACAACCAACUCUGCGCCCUCACUGCAACUUUUGAUCUCAAGAUUGAGGGGCAACUGCUGGAAACGUCAGGGCUCUGCAUUCCCUCGAAUAACACCAUUUUCAUCAAACAUUUGAGUGAAACUCUUGCAGCUAAUGAUCCGCACUUGACAUUGGAAUUUUUGGAAGAGUGCAUUGAGGGCUUCAAAGGGUCAACUAUUGAACUCAAGCAUUUGUGUUUGGAGUACAUGACACCUUGGCUUAACAAUCUCGUUCGAUUCUACAAGCCAAACGACGAAGGAGGGAAACGACAGAAGCAAGUGACACAAAUUUUAGAGAAACUCAUAACUUUGACGAUUGAUGAAGUCGAGAUGUAUCCGAGUAUUCAGGCGAAAAUUUGGAGCACGAUCGGGAGACUUCCGGACCUGAUAGACACAGUUUUGGAUAAUUUUAUUCAACGAAGUGUUCGCUACGGUCUGGGAUCGCCGAUGGUGGAGAUAAUGGCGGACACGGCAGUGGCUCUGGCCUCUGGCAACGUCCAGCUUGUAGCAAAGAAAGUGAUUGGAAGGCUCUGCCGAGUUGUUGACAAAACUUGUACGUCGCCGACUCCACUGUUGGAGCAACACAUGAUGUGGGACGAUAUUGCCAUUUUGGCUCGGUACCUUUUAAUGCUGUCGUUCAACAAUUGUCUCGACGUUGGAAAGCACUUGCCUUACCUCUUCCAUACGGUGACCUUCCUCGUCUGUUCCGGGAGUCUCAGUAUGCGAGCUUCAACUCACGGUUUAGUCAUCAAUAUAAUUCACUCCUUAUGCACCUGCAGUUCGCCCUCUUUUUCCGAAGACACUUAUCGAGUUCUCCGAAUGAGUUUGGACGAGUUCUCCUUGCCCAAGUUCUACUUGUUGUUUGGAAUCAGCAAGGUGAAAUCCGCUGCUGUAACUGCCUUCAGAUCGAGCUACAGGCAUUCGAACGAGAAAUGGUUUGGUAACGAAAGAACGAUGGGAGGGAUUCAGGAUCGAGAGAGACUUUCGUUAACAAGUUUGGAAGUGAUAACCGACGCACUUUUGGAAAUUAUGGAGGCUUGUAUGAGGGACAUUCCGAAAUGUGACUGGCUAAAAACCUGGACGUCCCUUGCAAAAAGUUUCGCUUUUUGUUUUAAUCCUGCGUUGCAGCCGAGGGCACUGAUUGUUUUUGGAUGUAUUAGUAAAAGUAUUACCGAUCAAGACAUAAAACAACUGUUGAGAAUUUUAGUUAAAGCUCUUGAGAGCUUCAACGAUAUAAUACUUCUCGAAUCAAUCGUCAUGUGUCUCACGAGAUUGCAACCGCUACUAAGACCUGAAUCUCCAAUUCAUAGAUAUUUAUUUUGGGUAGCAACUUCAGUUUUACAGUUGGAUGAAGCGUCCCUUUAUGCCUCUGGUUUGGCUCUCUUGGAACAAAAUUUGCAUACUUUGGAUUCGCAAGGAACUUUCGAUGAUAAGACUUUGGAGCGGGUAAUGAUGUCGACUCGAGAACCUUUGGAGUGGCAUUUUAAGCAACUAGAUCACGCUGUUGGACUGUCGUUUAAAUCAAAUUUCCAUUUUGCGCUGGUUGGUCAUUUAUUGAAAGGAUACAGACAUCCAACACCAACAACUGUCACGAGAACGGCUCGUGUUUUGACAAUGUUAUUGGCAAUUGUCGCAAAACCAUAUCGAAGGGACAAAUUUGAAGUGACUCCCGAGAGUGUUGCCUAUCUCGCAGCAUUGGUUUCUGUUUCUGAAGAAGUUAGAAGCAGAUGUCACAUAAGGCACGCUCUUGGAAGAAGCGCUAAUGAAUCUGGCAGUAAUGAUUUUCUAGACACUUUGAUUACUAACGGAUCGGAAUUUCCAACGAAUGUUAAUAAUCCGCCGAAUCGUAGGCAAAAAUCAUGGGAUCUUUUGGAUCAAUCGGCAAUCACACAUGCGCGUCAACUUAAGCAACAUCCUUCUCAUCAGACUGGCCGGAUUUUAUUUAAAACACAGCGAUCUUUUUCUGUACCAUCUACGAAGGAAGUCAAACCUAACGACGAGUUAGAGCCCAAGAAUCGAAGUACUCGAGUCAGCGUGAGCAAUGAAAACAACGUUCUUUUGGACCCGGAAGUUCUCACAGAUUUUUCAACUCAAACCCUAGUCUUAACAGUGCUGGCCACUUUGGUAAAAUACUCCACUGAAGAAAGUGAAACAAGAAUUUUGUACGGUUAUCUCGCAGAAGCUUCAGUUGUUUUUCCAAAAGUCUUUCCAGUCAUUCAUAAUUUACUGGACGCGAAAAUAAAUAGUGUGCUUUCAACCUGCCAUGAUCAAACGAUUUUGAGCUCGGUACAGGCUAUUAUACAGAAUAUGAUUGCUUGCGAAGAUACGAGUCAACAACAACUUCACUAUUUGCAAAGCUGUGGUUUUGGAGGACUUUGGCGAUUCGCUGGACCUUACACGAAGUGUAAUCGAACCGCAGAGAGUGCCGAAUUAUUUGUUAAUUGUCUCGAGGCAAUGGUUGAAACAUGUUUGCCAGUAGAAGAAGCUGAAAAUAUAACGCACAACGAUUCUUCCUCGGAACAAAAUAAACGAUCUUCCGAUCAAGAUAAAUCAAAUCCUCUGGUCGUUAGAAGUGAUUGUUCUAAAAGUCGAUUUUCUUCCGAUGAAAGUGAAGAUUUAAAAAUGUCUACAUCUCAAAUUCGCAAAGAAAUAACCGAAGAAAGACGAAUAAGCAAAUUGGCGGAUAUUUCUGAUAUUUCAAAUCGAGGAGAAAGUUCAAGUAACAGUAGCGGAGGUUCGCAGCCCUAGCGAUUAAUUAAACACUCAACGAGGAGAUGUACAAAAUUUAGAGGAGAAAAACUUCAACAACCUGAGGAGCAAACCAGGCAAUGCAUUUUUAAAUUUACAACAAUUUUUUAAACCUAUAUUUUCAUAUCUUAGAGAGUUAAAAAUUGUUUAAAAUACAAUUUUUGUAAUUGACUUUUUUAUUUAAACAGAAAAUGAGACGAAAUUCUUUGAAAAAUUAUACGAAUGUAAAUUUUGAGUUUUAUUAGUUUUUAGAGGAAUUGUUGGUUCCAUAUUACUGUUGUUACAUGUGCCGUCCACUUCUCGCUAACAGACCCGUUCUCAAGAAAAACGUGUAUUUGGAACCCAAAUUUAAUUAUUUCAAUUUUCAAAAUAAUGCUAUUUCUUUAAAAUUAUUUUCUAAGUUUGUCCCUCAAGUUUGAAACUCGUAAUAAAAUACUCAAUACGCCCUUUCACGUUAAGUUUAAAUAGAGUUAAAAUUUUAUCGAAAUACUAUUUAUAUCUUUUUUCCAUGUAUUUAUCUUUCUUUUUUAAAAAAAGUUAUCUAUUUAAUAAUUGCGCGUUUGUGUACAAGUUGUAUGUACGUUAUUCGAUUUCUAAGAUGGAUACAACGAAGAUGUUUACUAAAUCAACUUUAAUGAACAAUUUUUUUCUGAAAGCAUAUAUUUAAAAAAUACUUGGAAGUUUGUGACCAUAAAUCCGCCGAACUUGAUUACAAUUACGAAAAUCACAAUGAAAAAGAGAAACAUUCAAGUAUUUUAUUAACUUAGUAUAAUUUCUUUAAAAAAAAAAAAAAAACAAAUUACCUUAGAUCGAAACCAAAGUAUUGAAUUUACAAAGUCUUUGUAAUAUGAUAAUUUCAAUUUACAUUUAAGCUUCAACACCACAUUGUGGCCUUAGAUUUCUUUAAAAAGUAUUAAUUUUAAUGUUUCUAUGACCAUCCCAUGUAGGCCUCAAAAAUUAUAGAUCUGUAACAGUUAACAAAACAUCUAGUUCAAGUUUUUAAUAAUAUUAUCUUUAUUGGCUUUCUUAAGGCUGUGUUUUAUUUAUUUUAUCAAUUCUCGCAAGGAGAUAAUUUUCUAAAAAACUAUAUUUAUUUUUUGGAACAAAUUUUACAAUCUCUUUGAAAGAUUUUUUUUAUUUCGGCGCCGUAUUUUCUCUCUAAAAAAAGAAAUGACUUAAAAUUUGUGCAAAACGGCAUUUACUUCCUGCAAUGCACAGUAAAAAAAACACCAACUAGAAUUUGAAAUUCGUAUAUAUGAAUAUUGAAUACGAAACUAUUUUGAAAAUAAUUAAUAAGUAAUUGUUAGGCUUACCGUCAAGUUUUUAGAACUAAAAAAAUGAAUGUUUCUGUCGACUAAUUUGUAUCAAAAAAAAGAAAAAUAUGGGGAAUAUUGAUUGUGUCGGCAUUUUUAAUAAUAAAUGUGUUAUAUCUUGUAAAUGUGUUAGAACGAAAAUUUUACGAAGAAUUUACCGAUUUAUAAAUGGUUUUCUUCUCUCUAAAUGUGAUGUAAUUAUUAUGCGUGAGAAUAUUAUAAUUAUCAUCAUUGUCAUUAUUGUAUAUAAUAGUCCUUUAUCAUGCAAUGAAACUCCGAAAUUUUUGUUCAUUAGUAAUAUUGUUGUCCAAUUGUACAUACAUAGAGGAUAAAAUAAUUUUCAUGUUAUUAAUAAUUGUUCUUAAUAUUAUGAAUUUUCCAAUUUAUGUGUAAUAAUUACAUCGUACAAAAAAGGGGUUUCACUGUAUUUGUUAAAGAUAACAUUCAUUUUUCUUAAAGAUAUUAUGUCUAAGUAUUAUUAUGUAAGUAGCAUACAGACAAAUGUUAUUCUAUAUUUAAAUAAAAAUACUUAAUACGAACAAAUUGUUAAGAUUGCGAUCAUUGCGAUAAUUAUCGAAACAGUAAUUUUAUCCGCUAAUCUGCUGUAAAAGCAGAGCAAAAUUUUUUGAAUAACUUUAAUCAACAAACUCAACUGAAAAAGACAGAAAAAUAAAGGUCACGAUUUUAGUGUAAAAUGUUAAAA
Molecule: messenger RNA, 10425 nt
Organism: Leptopilina heterotoma
Lineage: Eukaryota; Metazoa; Arthropoda; Insecta; Hymenoptera; Figitidae
Gene: Nf1
Product: neurofibromin
Exons: 26
Coding region: 130-8409 (2759 amino acids)
Biological process (GO): regulation of GTPase activity
Source: RefSeq, a predicted model, not a curated record